This is a messenger RNA of Mesitornis unicolor (brown roatelo), 1027 nucleotides long. Its product is annotated as myosin-3-like. The transcript is spliced from 7 exons. The record is from RefSeq and is a predicted model, not a curated record. The annotation marks the transcript as partial. Gene Ontology annotation, biological process: vesicle transport along actin filament; actin filament organization. NCBI's taxonomy places the organism in Eukaryota, Metazoa, Chordata, Aves, Mesitornithiformes, Mesitornithidae. Gene Ontology annotation, molecular function: ATP binding; actin filament binding; microfilament motor activity. Gene Ontology annotation, cellular component: cytoplasm; myosin complex; actin cytoskeleton.
UUGCUGACAAGGCUGCCUACUUAAUGGGUCUGAACUCAGCUGAUCUGCUGAAGGCCCUCUGCUACCCCCGAGUCAAGGUUGGCAAUGAAUUUGUGACCAAGGGACAAACUGUGCAGCAGGUAUACAAUUCAGUGGGUGCUUUGGCAAAGGCUGUCUUUGAGAAGAUGUUCUUGUGGAUGGUUAUUCGCAUCAACCAACAGCUGGAUACCAAGCAGCCCAGACAGUACUUCAUUGGUGUCCUGGACAUCGCUGGCUUUGAGAUCUUUGAUUUCAACAGCCUGGAGCAGCUGUGCAUCAACUUCACCAAUGAGAAACUGCAACAGUUCUUCAACCACCACAUGUUCGUGCUGGAGCAAGAGGAGUACAAGAAGGAAGGGAUUGAAUGGGAGUUCAUUGACUUUGGGAUGGACCUGGCUGCCUGCAUUGAGCUCAUUGAGAAGCCCAUGGGCAUUUUCUCCAUCCUGGAAGAGGAGUGCAUGUUCCCCAAGGCAACUGACACCUCUUUCAAGAACAAGCUCUAUGACCAGCAUCUGGGCAAGUCAAACAACUUCCAGAAGCCCAAGCCUGCCAAAGGCAAGGCUGAGGCCCACUUCUCCCUGGUGCACUAUGCUGGCACAGUAGACUACAAUAUCUCUGGUUGGCUUGACAAGAACAAGGAUCCUUUGAAUGAAACUGUUGUGGGUCUGUACCAGAAAUCAUCCUUGAAGACACUGGCCUUACUCUUUGCUGCUGCUGCAGGAGAGGCAGAGGGUGGUGGUGGUGGCAAGAAGGGAGGCAAGAAGAAGGGUUCUUCAUUUCAGACUGUAUCAGCUCUUUUCAGGGAGAACCUAAACAAGCUCAUGACCAAUCUAAGGAGCACUCAUCCCCAUUUUGUGCGCUGUAUCAUCCCCAAUGAAACAAAAACACCUGGUGCUAUGGAGCAUGAACUGGUACUACACCAGCUGCGCUGUAACGGCGUGCUGGAAGGGAUAAGAAUUUGCAGGAAGGGAUUCCCCAGCAGAAUCCUCUAUGCAGACUUUAAACAGAG